AUGAUUACAUUUGGGAAGGUCUUCUGCACAAAGCAGAAGCCUAGCUGUACUGAAUGUCCCAUGAGAAACGAGUGCAAGUAUUAUGCUGAAAUCAACAUAGAAGACAUUGGUGUCAUUAGUCGGGCUAAGACUCAAAAUAAGUCUGUGAAAGUUAAGCAGCAAGUGUUGAAAUCAAAAAAUGAAAAACAGAAAGGUCUGGUAAACGAUCAUGAACAGUUCUACCAUGAAGGUAAUGUUGAAGCUCCUAAAACUCCAGUGAAAGAUCAACCACCCCGGAAAAUGAGACAGAAAGGACAAUAUCACUCAAAAACUACUUCUUUAGUUGGAAAACAACCCAAAAAAAUCCGAACAAGAACACAACACUUUGUCUAUGAACUUCCAGAUUGGCAUCCAAUAUUAGAACAGUUUGAUGACCGGGACCCUAAUGAUCCAUCGCCAUACCUUUUUAUUACAUGGGAAUCAGUAACUCCGUUGGCCAAUAGUAUGCUGUCUGCGGGUGUUAGCCACAUAGCAGAGUCUCAGACAGUACUGGGAACAGUUAUGGUAAGAGAGAUGCUAGCUAAUGAUUUAUAA
This is a messenger RNA of Chenopodium quinoa (quinoa), 573 nucleotides long. Its product is annotated as protein ROS1-like. The record is from RefSeq and is a predicted model, not a curated record. Gene Ontology annotation, molecular function: DNA N-glycosylase activity; 4 iron, 4 sulfur cluster binding; DNA demethylase activity. Gene Ontology annotation, biological process: DNA repair. Lineage: Eukaryota; Viridiplantae; Streptophyta; Magnoliopsida; Caryophyllales; Amaranthaceae. The transcript has 5 exons. Bases 1 to 573 code for a protein of 190 amino acids.